AUGCAACGGUCUAUGUGUGUAUGUGUGUGUUAUAUGCUCUACCGUGCGGCUCAUGAUCUAUUACAGGUGCAAAAUUCCAAUCUCUGGUGUCUACCAGAAAAUUAUCAGAUGAAGUAUUAUUAUUACCAUAUCAUGACGUGGCCGCAGCUUCUUUAUGUGGCGGAGGAACGUGGUGGCAAGAUUGUUGGUUACGUGCUGGCUAAGAUGGAAGAAGAGGCAUCAGUGCCCCAUGGCCACAUUACAUCGUUGGCAGUGCUGCGUACACACCGCAAGUGCGGCAUUGCUACUAAGCUCAUGCAGGCUGCUCAGCGUGCUAUGGUCGAAAGCUUUAAAGCCGAGUACGUGUCGUUGCACGUCCGUGAGGGUAAUUUGGCUGCCAUUCACUUGUACCGCAUCACACUUCAGUACCAGGUGUAUGACAUUGAAAAGGGCUAUUAUGCGGACGGAGAGGACGCAUACGACAUGCGCAUGCCAUUUACGGAAAAGUGUAAACAGGCAUUUGCCUCGCAGGUGAAUCGCUACAAGAAGGUGCUAGCAGAAAAGGAUGCUAAGGCUGCCGAGAAGGUUUCUGCGUAG
Molecule: messenger RNA, 576 nt
Organism: Peronospora belbahrii
Lineage: Eukaryota; Oomycota; Peronosporomycetes; Peronosporales; Peronosporaceae
Source: the annotation of a GenBank genome assembly